AUGGAGAGCGGCAGCGAUUCCUCCGAGGAUGGGACGAUUCAGUUCAAGGUGGUUGUACUGGGCAACGGUGCCGUUGGCAAGACUUCCCUCAUCCGCCACUUCUGCGAUAGCGGCUUCACGAAGAGCUACAAGCAAACCAUCGGUGUGGACUUCUACUCGCGGAGGGUACAACUGCCACACAGCUACCCCCCUGUGACGCUGCAGCUGUGGGACAUUGGCGGGCAGCAAAUCGGAGGCAAAAUGCUGGCGAACUACAUCUACGGCAGCCACGCAGUAUGCCUCGUAUAUGACAUCACAGACCUGAACUCCUUCAAGGAUCUUAGCGACUGGAAGGAGUGCGUAGACAAGGUGUUCGCAGACGCGCCGGCCGUGGACAAGCCGAAGAUGGUACUCGUGGGAAAUAAAGUCGAUCUGCCCAAUCGGCAGGUUACAGACGAAAAUCAAGCCGCCUUUAGCAAGAACUUCAACAUGCCGCACUGCACCGUGUCGGCGCAGUCUGGAGAGCGGGUGAACGCCAUGUUCACUCGCAUCGCCGCAACAUUGGCGGGGGUGGAGAUGAAACAGCAGGAUUUGGACUUGGCAGAUCGCGUUGCGGCAAAUGUGGUGAGUCGACCAGAGGAGCGGCAGGUGGCGCCGCGGGCGCUGGUUCUGCAGGCAACCAGCAACUCACAAGGAAAACGAAAGAAUGGCGACUGUGCGGUGAUGUGA
Leishmania mexicana MHOM/GT/2001/U1103 is the source of this 708-nucleotide messenger RNA. RefSeq names its product putative small GTP-binding protein Rab28. The coding region runs from base 1 to 708 and encodes 235 amino acids. Lineage: Eukaryota; Euglenozoa; Kinetoplastea; Trypanosomatida; Trypanosomatidae. The transcript has a single exon. Gene Ontology annotation, molecular function: GTPase activity; GTP binding. The record is from RefSeq and is a predicted model, not a curated record.